This is a messenger RNA of Aspergillus campestris IBT 28561, 537 nucleotides long. RefSeq lists its product as uncharacterized. The record is from RefSeq and is a predicted model, not a curated record. Bases 1 to 537 code for a protein of 178 amino acids. The transcript is spliced from 2 exons. Lineage: Eukaryota; Fungi; Ascomycota; Eurotiomycetes; Eurotiales; Aspergillaceae.
AUGCCCCUCACCCCAAACACCCUCUACAUAGCCCUCUACCUCCGCACCGACCCCCCCACCCCAAACAACUACCACUGGGCCCUCUACCUGCACAACCCCAACCCCACCAGCAAAAUCCAAGGCAGCACAAAAUACCACAUCGUCAACUCAAACCCCAGCUCAACCUGGGUAGCGUCCCACGGGCCCGAAUCCGGAAUCCUCAAGACCUUCCUCCUCGCAGGCCUGACUCGCAUCGGAGAGAUCCCUGAUAAUCCUGCAGUACUGGCGAAGACAGACGAGGUGAUUAGGUCUUUUGAUGGGCAGUUGAACGAGAUGGAUGUGACGUGUCGGACAUGGUUGGUGAGGGUGUUGGAAGUGUUGCAGCGUGAGGUGGGCGUUCCGCGGUAUAGGGAUGGGAAGGAUGCUGGGGAUUUGGAGAGGGAGGUGUUGGGGUUUGGGAAUGAGGUUGCGGGGGAGGCGGCGAGGAAUGUGCAGCCGAGACCGGUGGUUGAGUCGGUGUGGAGUCUGUGUAUGGGCUUCCUCUUGGAUGCAUGGUGA